UUCCCCGGUCCCCGGGUCCUGGGAGUCGCGGCGAGACCCCGCACUUCCGCGUACCGCUUGCCCCGCCCGCGCGGCGUCCUAGGCCGGGAAGGAGCUGCUGUCGGAGUGAGACGCCGGGCCUGGGCGGGUUCCCUGCUUACGCGCCUCACCCCUUCUGUCAACAGAAGUGAUGCCACCAAGAAGAAAAGAGAAAUACAAGCUUCCUGUUCCACUUCCGGAAGGCACAGUCCUGGAUGACAUGGAAGGAAAACAAUGGGUGCUGGGCAAGCUGAUUGGCUCUGGAGGAUUUGGUUUGAUAUAUUUAGCUUUCCCCACAAAUAAACCAGAUAAAGAUGCAAGGCAUGUAAUAAAAGUGGAAUAUCAAGAGAAUGGCCCAUUGUUUUCAGAACUUAAAUUUUAUCAAAGAGCAGCAAAAAAAGACUGUAUCAAAAAAUGGAUAGAACUCAAAAAGCUUGAUUAUUUGGGAAUUCCUCUGUUUUAUGGAUCUGGCAUAACUGAAUUCAAGGGAAAAAGUUACAGAUUUAUGGUAAUGGAAAGACUGGGAAUAGAUUUGCAGAAGAUCUCAGACCAGAAUGGUACUUUUAAAAAGUCAACUGUCUUGCAGCUAGGUAUCCGAAUGUUGGAUGUUCUGGAAUAUAUACAUGAAAAUGAAUAUGUUCACGGUGAUAUAAAAGCAGCAAAUCUACUCUUGGGUUACAGAAAUCCAGAUCGGGUUUAUCUUGCAGAUUAUGGACUUUCCUACAGAUAUUGUCCCAAUGGGAACCACAAACAGUAUCAGGAAAAUCCUAAAAAAGGCCAUAAUGGGACAAUAGAGUUUACCAGCUUGGAUGCCCACAAGGGAGUAGCCCUGUCCAGACGAAGUGACCUUGAGAUCCUCGGCUACUGCCUGCUGCGGUGGUUAUGUGGGAGACUGCCCUGGGAAAGGAGCCUGCAGGACCCUGUAGCUGUCCAGGCUGCGAAAACAAAUCUGUUGGAUGAGCUCCCUGAGUCGGUACUUCAAUGGGCUCCUUCCGGAAGCAGCUGCCGUGAAAUAGCCCAGUAUUUGGUAUGUGCUCAUAAUUUAGCAUAUGAUGAAAAGCCAGACUAUCAAACGCUCAAGAAAAUUCUGAACCCAAGUGGAAUACCUUUAGGACCACUGGAGUUUUGCACUAAAGGAGAGAGCUUAAAUAUGCAUGCUCCAAACAAUCAAAAGGUCAGGAGGGGCGACCCUGAAGAGAUACCCCUCAUCCAAGGUAAGGAGCAGCAGCUGCGCUUUGCUGGAGCAGCCGUGAAGAGAUACCCCACGUCCAAGGUUGAUUCACGAAAGGCUGCGGCAAAACAAGUCUAUCAGGUGCAGAAUACCUUAAUAGAAAAAAAAGGCCACAGUGAUAGAAGUGCUGAGUCCCGUACACCAAGGAGAAAAGUGCAAGAGGAGGAGAAGCUGAUGGGAUUGCUUAACAGUGAAACAGUGCAGGAAAGCACAAGAAGAAGACAAAAAUAUUGUGAGUCUCAAGAAUUUCAAAAUGAUGUAAAAAGUUCUCCACAUGAAUCCAGCUGUAUACAAUUCCCAAAUUCAUUUUAUGAAACCCAUCAAGAUUUUACCAAUCCAGAUAUGUUCAACAAGUCAAGCUCUCCAUCUUGGUACACAAACCCUUCUACAACUGGUAUGGAGGUCACAGAAUUAGACAGUUCUACAGGAUUUUGGUUUACAGUGUCCCAGUUUACAUUUAGCGAAGAGAUAAAAUUAGAUAUAUAUUAUUAUAGCUUCACCAUUAUUGUUCUUUUGAUAUUAGUAUGUCUUGCUUUAUAUUUUCUCUGAAGUUAUCAAAUAAAAUCCUUUUGAUAAUUUAA
Bubalus bubalis (water buffalo) is the source of this 1830-nucleotide messenger RNA. RefSeq names its product VRK serine/threonine kinase 2 (gene VRK2). The transcript has 14 exons. NCBI's taxonomy places the organism in Eukaryota, Metazoa, Chordata, Mammalia, Artiodactyla, Bovidae. Gene Ontology annotation, biological process: signal transduction; peptidyl-serine phosphorylation. Gene Ontology annotation, molecular function: protein serine/threonine kinase activity; ATP binding. Bases 170 to 1798 code for a protein of 542 amino acids. The record is from RefSeq and is a predicted model, not a curated record. Gene Ontology annotation, cellular component: cytoplasm; nucleus.